Messenger RNA from Moesziomyces antarcticus, 732 nucleotides. RefSeq names its product v-snare-domain-containing protein. NCBI's taxonomy places the organism in Eukaryota, Fungi, Basidiomycota, Ustilaginomycetes, Ustilaginales, Ustilaginaceae. Gene Ontology annotation, biological process: vesicle fusion; endoplasmic reticulum to Golgi vesicle-mediated transport. The record is from RefSeq and is a predicted model, not a curated record. Gene Ontology annotation, molecular function: SNAP receptor activity. Bases 1 to 732 code for a protein of 243 amino acids. The transcript has 3 exons. Gene Ontology annotation, cellular component: cis-Golgi network; SNARE complex; Golgi membrane.
AUGGCAGACUCAUCCUGGGACGCGUUACGGCGCAAGACGCGUCAGCUGGAAACCACGAUCGAUGCGCGGCUCACCACCUACUCGUCGCUAGCGUCGCAGAUCGCGCGCACUGCCGACCCCUCGGCGGGCGUGUACGCGGACCAUACGACGUUGGACAUGGACGGUACCUCGCGCACACAUGACAGCGAGCGCGUUGAGCUCGAAACGGAACUGGACGGGCUGAUCGGUCAGCUCAGUGAAGCAGUAGAUGCUUUGACCGCAAAACUCGACGAUCCAGAUACACCGCCCAGCGCAGCACAGUUGCAUGCGGUUCAACGGCAUAGGGAAGUGCUGUUCGACUUUACACGCGACUUUCGCAGAUCAAGAUCCAACGUCAUACAUGCGAUCGAUCGCAGGGAUCUUCUAGGCAAUGUCCAUGGAGAUAUAAACGCGUACAAGGCGGCACAUGCAAGUGAUGCAGACGCCCUACUGGCUGAACGCGGACACAUCGACAAUUCACACGCCAUGAUCGAUAGCACUCUAGAACAAGCCUACGCAACGCGCAGCGAAUUCGCAGACCAACGCAACGUCCUCUCGUCCAUCUCGACACGCAUGUCGUCCACCGCCGCACAGGUACCCGGCAUCAACAGCAUCAUCACCCUCAUCGCCCGCCGCCGUCGACGCGACUCGGUCAUCAUCGGCUGCUUAAUAGGCUCCCUCACCGUCCUCCUCCUCAUGUUCACCUUCCGCUAG